Messenger RNA from Pelobates cultripes (western spadefoot toad), 29776 nucleotides. The record is from the annotation of a GenBank genome assembly. Lineage: Eukaryota; Metazoa; Chordata; Amphibia; Anura; Pelobatidae.
CCUAAAUGCUUGUUGAAUCAGUUAAGAAGCUUGGGCAAGCAUUCUCUAAACAGUUUUGCUGUAUUGCCACUAGAUCUCAGGUAAGAAAAAACUAAAUGUUAUAUAUUUAUACAUCAAAUCUAUAAUAAUUUAGAUUUUUUUAAUAAUAUAAGCAAAAAUGACAAAUUGUGGCAAGAUACAGGAAAUAAACCAUGGAGCAUAUUUUAUAUGUCUUCAAGAAUGGAAGUCGUCCAAACGUAUUGGUUUGCAAAAUAUUCAGAGUAAAGCGCCUACAGCGCAUAAUAUUUUUCUUUCUGUAGAUUUAUUUUUCAAAAGAAAGAGCAUUCACUUGUGUGAACUUAAUAGCAUUGGUUUAGUAGAUCUGCAUGAAUGAAAUAUUUGCCUCAUAUCUUCUGAUAUGGUUGUGUCAAGGUAUUUACUUAUUUUUAUAUCUGUUUUAUUUUGUUGCUUAGUAACAGUUAAGCACUUAAGAACAGAAGUAAUUGUACAAAUUCUGAUCAAAACAAAACCUGGAAUUUGCGCUAUAUGUCUGUUCAACCUUAAUUCACCUCUUUCAUAUUAAGUGCACCCAACACUUAUUAUAUAUAACUUUGUUCAGGAGAAACACAGCUCUUAUUUCACAUCAAAUAUUAUGUGAUUGUGUAUAUUAAACAUAUUGUAAUAUGAAUAAAAUCUAGAAGUAUGAGAAAUUGUGUUCUUUUCUUAAUUCUGUGAAUGUCAUAAAACACACAUGCUUGAGUUCAGCGAUGUCUCACAAGUGAAACAGUACACCCCAUGCACAGGUUCCAUAGGGUUUUGGAAAGUUACAGUGGUCAAAUACAGGGUUUUCCCCUUUUUAGUUUAAACACAUUGAAAUUUGCCAGAUUCGUUUGCUGGGCCAAUGUUGCCUUUUAGACUGUAUGGCACCCCAGGUAUGAUAAUUAACCCCAUCAUAGCAUACCAUUUGCAAAGUAGACAACCCAGGGUAUUCAAAAUGGGGUAUUUCCAGUCUUUUUUAGUAGCCUCUUAGACACAAACCCAGGCAAAAGUUACCUUUUAUAUUUCUUUUUUUUUGCAUUUUUUUACAAAAAAAACCUGCCAUUUAACUGAUAAUAUUGUUGGUAAUAAACAUUUUAGUGCUCUGAAACACUUAUAUUUGUGUUUAGUGAUGUCUGAAGAGUACAACAAUACCUCCAUGUCCAGGUUUUAUAGUGUUUUGGAAAAUUACAGGGUCAAAUAUAAGACUUGCCCAUUGCAGGGGGUUUUUUUGUGCUAUUUUUCAGGUUGGCAUAGCAUGCCCACCAUGCUUAAAGGGUUAAUGAGUAAGAGAUGUUUUCUCCCUCUUUUUAAAUCAUUCUUGCUUGUUUCUUAAAUUUUUUUAUACAACACAAAAUUAUGGAGUGGAUUAGAUUUGAUACUGUUUUGAUUCUAAUGUAUAUUACAUGCCGCUGUUUUGAUCAACAUUUUGUGCUGCACAACUCAUCCACUCAAUUAAUAUUUCUGAAUGUAUAAAUUGUUUGGCUCUCUUAGUAAAUUCAAAGUUAAUUUAAAGUUGAAGGGCAAAAUAACAGCAAUGGAAAAAUUCUCUUUGCAAGCUAUGUUUUUAAAUCUGCUAGUUUGGUCUAAGAAUUGAAGUUUGAAGUCAGUUAUUCACUAAAGUGAGAAUUGAAAAUGAAUUUCAAAUUUAAGGGCAAAAUUUAUUCUUGGUUCUUUCAUAUUCAGAUUUGAAUUGCAAUUCAUUUGAAUUUUGGGUGUUCAGCGGUACAUCUAAAAUCUCGAACUCCAAAUGGCCAAAUUAUUAUUGGUAUUUACACUGCGCCAGCUUAUUCCGCAGCGCUUUACAUUAAAAGGGGAAUUUAACAAAUGAGAUAAUAGGGAAAUAUUACAGGAACAAUAGGUAGUUGAGGACCCUGGUCAAACGACCUUACAGUCAGAGGAGGUGGGGCAUAGAACACAAUAGGAAGGGUAUUGAGAGAGACAGCAAAUAGACAUGGUGGGAAAAUAGAACUGGAGGUGAGAGUGGAGUGUGGCCCUUUAGGAGAGAGCAAGAGACAGGUUUGUGAGACAGAAGUUAUUCUGGAAAGAUGGGUUUUGAGGGACUUCUUCAAGGAUUGAAGACUAGGGGAGAGUCUGAUGGGGUAGGCAGGCUGUUCCAAAGUAAAGGAGCUGCCUGCGAAAAGUCCUGUUGGCGUGAAUUUGCAGUAAGGGUGCAAGUAGCAAACAGGAGAAGGUCACCGGCAGAGCGGUGAGACCAAGAGGGGGCAAAUCAGUGCAGAAAUGUAAGAGGGGCUAGAGUGUGGUUAGAGCUUUAUAGGUAAGGUUUAAUAUUUUGAAUUGACACCUAUAGGGUACAGGAAGCCAGUGUAAGGAUCGACAGAGGGUUGAGUUGUGAAAGGAGCAACAGAAGAAUCUUGAAACAAAUAACACAAACAAUGAAUGAAUCAUUGCAUUUGGUUCAUGAUUUAGAGUUAUGGCCGUGUCAUUAAAAAAUGGUGGACAGAAUGGAGAAGAGCUGAUUUUUUUUGGGGGGGUGGGAGAUGUUAAGGUUACUGUCUAGCCACUGGCAAUGCCACUAACACUAACUUUAAAUGGGAGAUAGCCUGCGUCAUUAAUCCUAGUGUGAGACUGUUGAGGUGGUUAUUUUACUGCUGUGUCUAGCCAGUGCCACACUAGCAUUAAGUGGGAGAUACAAAAAGAAAGUAUGCACACCUCUCACAUACUGUGAGGGUAUGCUGCCUGGAAAAUAGAAACAGUAACUUAUAAUGAAUAAGCUCGGCUUCGUACCGAACAUUACGAUUUUUGGACCCCGCACCCGAACACGGACAUAUCACUGUAUGUUCGGGUUGGAGUUGGGUGUUCGGCAAUUUAAUGGCGCGUUUUCAAAGGCUGCAGGCAGCCAAUCAACAAGCGUUUGACUCGUGUGCCCUUAGAAGCCAUCACAGCCAUGCCUACUAAUGGCAUGGCUGUGAUUGGCCAGUGCAACAUGUGACCCAGUCUCUAUAUAAAAGCUGGAGUCGCGUAGCGCCGCAUGCACAUGAGCUCUUGUAAGUGUAGGGAGAGGAUGCUGCUGCUUUCAGGGAAAGAUUAGGAAAGAAUUCUGCAAACUAAUACAUUAGUGGGGUGUGGUGAAUGUAAUAUAUAAGAGUCAAAGAGAAGCGUCAAAUACUGCUGUCACAUUGCAGUUUUAAAACUUUAAAUUGUUUGGGUGCUAAAAAGUACAUUAGUGGGGUGCACUUCAUAUCUGAGAGUCAAAUAGAAGCAUCAAAUACUGCGCUUACAGUGCAGUUGUAAACAUUCUAAUUGCUUUGCUGCUAUACUGCUAAAUAGUACAUUUUGGGCAUGCUCUUCAUAUCUGAGCGUCAAAUAGAAGCGUCUAAUAGUGUGCUUACUGCGCAUUUGUAAAAAUUCUAAUUGUUUUGGUGCUAAACUGCUAAAUAGUACAUUUUGGGGGUACUCUUCAUAUCUGAGAGUCAAAUAGAAGCGUCUAAUAGUGCGCUUACUGCGCAGUUGUAAAAAUUCUUAUUUUCAAGGUGCUAAUCUGCUCAAUAGUACAUUUUGGGGUGUGCACUUCAUAUCUGAGAGCGAAAUCGUAGCGUCUAAUAGUGCGCAUACAGCACACUUGUAAACAUUCUAAUUGUUUUGCUGCUAAUAUGCUAAAUAGUACAUUUUGGGGCCUGUUCUUCAUAUCUGAGAGUCAAAUAGAAGCGUGUAAUAGGGCGCUUACUGCGCAGUUGUAAAAAUUCUUAUUUUCAGGGUGCUAAUCUGCUAACUAGUACAUUUUGUAGCCUGCUCUUCAAAUCUGAGAGUCAAAUAGAAGCGUCUAAUAGUGCGCUUACUGCGCAGUUGUAAAAAUUCUUAUUUUCUGGGUGCUAAUCUGCUAAAUAGUACAUUUUGGGGUGUGCACUUCAUAUCUGAGAGCCAAAUCGAAGUGUCUAAUAGUGCGCGUACAGCGCACUUGUAAACAUUCUAAUUGUUUUGCUGCUAAUCUGCUAAAUAGUACAUUUUGAGGCCUGCUCUUCAUAUCUGAGAGUCAAAUAGAAGCGUCUAAUAGGGCGCUUACUGCGCAGUUGUAAAAAUUCUUAUUUUCAGGGUGCUAAUCUGCUUACUAGUACAUUUUGGAGCCUGCUCUUCAAAUCUGAGAGUCAAAUAGAAGCGUCUAAUAGUGCGCUUACUGCGCAGUUGUAAAAAUUCUUAUUUUCUGGGUGCUAAUCUGCUAAAUAGUACAUUUUGAGGGUGCUCUUCAUAUCUGAGAGUCAAAUAGAAGCGUCUAAUAGUGCGCUUACUGUGCAGUUGUAAAAAUUCUUAUUUUCAAGGUGCUAAUCUGCUAAAUAGUACAUUUUGGGGUGUGCACUUCAUAUCUGAGAGCCAAAUCGAAGCGUCUAAUAGUGCGCGUACAGCGCACUUGUAAACAUUCUAAUUGUUUUGCUGCUAAUCUGCUAAAUAGAACAUUUUGGGGGUGCUCUUCAUAUCUGAGAGUCAAAUCGAAUCGUCUAAUAGUGCACUUACAGCGCACUUAUAAACAUUCUAAUUGUUUUGCUGCUAACCUGCUAAAUAGUACAUUUUGGUGCCUGCUCUUCAUAUCUGAGAGUCAAAUAGAAGCGUCUAAUAGUGCGCUUACUGCGCAGUUGUAAAAAUUCUUAUGGUUUUGGUGCUAAACUGCUAAAUAGUACAUUUGCGGCAUGCAUUUCAUUUCUGAGAGUCAAAUCGAAGCGUAACUUUGAUUCGAAUUUACUACAUUGGUCACUUGUAAUAUUGUUUUACAUCUACAACACUUGGUACACAGAUCUAUGUGAUAGAAAACAGAUUGAUAUUUUCUACACUAGAAACUACCAGAUAACAAUCUGCUAUAAUUAAAUAUUCACGCUGUUACGGCGUUCUAUGCCGUCCUGCAUUAAUUGGGCUUAAAAGCUGUUGUGGCGGCAUAGAACGCCGUAACGGCUUUGAGCCCUGGAGCGCCUGGGAUACUUACCUUCCCGGCGCUCCGCUUCGGGAGGACUGCCUCACAGCCCAGGCAGCCCUCCUAUGGCAAAUAUCAGACAGUCCCCCUGCUGGUAGGAAAUGGAAAAAAAAAUUAGACAUGUGUUAAAUAAAAUAUAUAUAUUUAUAAAUAUAUAAUAUGUGUAAAUAUAUUAAAUAUAUAAUAUAUAUACAUAUUAUAUAUAUGUAACGUCAUACAUAGUGUAUUUUAUUAUUAAUAUAAGCACAUAUAUUAGUAUUAAAAUACACUUAGAAUGACGUUACAUAUAUAUAAUAUGUAUAUAUAUUAUAUAUAUAAUGGAUAUAUACACAUAUAUUAUAUAUAUGUAUAAUUACAAUAAUAAAUAAAUAAAAUAAUAAAAUAAAUAAAUAAAAUAUUGAAACAAAAUUUAAUAUAAAUGAUAUAUUCAUAUGUAAUUUCAUUCUAACUGUAUUUUGUUAUUAAUAUAUAUAUAUUGGUAACAAAAUACACUUAGAAUGAUAUUCUAUAUAUAUCUAUCUAUAUAUAAAAUACAAAUAACCGCAAAUAUAUAUAUAGAUAAAUACAUAUAAUUACAUAAAAGAUUACAUUAGUAUACACGUAGAAUUUAAAUACCUAUAAAUGCAUAUAUAUUAAAAUUCUACGUGUAUAUUUAAGUAAUCUUUUAACAUAAUUUUGUGAUUUGAUUAAUUAACAUUUGAUUGACAUGUCUGACAACACAGGGAGAAAGUGCAGAGAAUUUAAUUUGCAAGCACUAUAUUUGACCCUGUAACUCUCCAAGACUCCAAAAAACCUGUACAUAGGGGGUACUGUUUUACUCGGGAGACUUCGCUGAACUCAAAUAUUAGUGUUUCAACCUGGGAAAUUGUAUUACAACGAUGAUAUUUUAAGUAAAAGUGAAGUUUUUUUGCAUUUUUUUUACAAACAAAUGGCACUUUUAUGGACUAUAUUAUUGUUGUAAUAUGUUUUACUGUUUUAAAACACUAAUAUUUGUGUUUAGUGAAGUCUCCUGAGAAUAACAGUACCCCCCAUGUACAGGUUUUAUGGUGUUUUGGAAAGUUAGUCACAUAUAAGGCUUGAAUUUAAUUUUUCUUGACAUUGAAAUUUGCCAGAUUGGUUAUGUUGCCUUUGAGAGCGUAUGGUAGCCCAGAAAUGAGAAUUACCCCCAUGAUGGCAUACCAUUUGCAAAAGUAGACAACCCAAGGUAUUGCAAUUGGGGUAUGUCCAGUCUUUCUUAGUAUCCACUUAGUCAGAAACACUGACCAAAUAUUAGUUUUUUGCUUUUUUCACACAAAAACAAAUAUGAACGCUAACUUUGGCCAGUGUUUGUGACUACGUGGCUACUAAAAAAGACUAGACAUACCCCUCUUUCAAUACCUUGGGUUGUCUACUUUUUGAAAUGGUAUGCCAUUAUGGGGGUAAUUCUCAUUCCUGGGCUACCACACCGUCUCAAAGGUAACAUUACUAAUCUGGCAAAUUUCAAUUUGAAAAUGGAACGUUCUAUAUUUGACCCUGUGACUUUCCAAAACACCAUAAAACCUGUUAAUGGGGGGUACUGUUGUACUCGUGAGACAUCGCCGAUUACAAAUAUGUGCAUUUUUUUGCAGUAAAAUCUAACAGUAUUAUGAAAUUCACAGCUAAAAUGUCAGACAGAAAUACAAAUUUUAAAAAAAAUCUUAUUUUCUCACAUUUUUUAAAAGUUUAUUCAUAAUAAAUUAAAGCCCUGUUUCUCCUGAACAAAAUGAUAUAUAAUAAGUGUGGGAGCACUUAAUGUGACUGCGGUGAAUUUUAUGGCAAGACAGGAGGUUGAACAGAUAUAUAGCACAAAUUCCAGUUUUUGUUUACGUUUUGUUUUGAUCAGAACGUGCACUAUUGACUCCGUCCUGAAGGGGUUAAACCAGUUAUCAAUAGCUAAGAGGUACUUAAACAAUAUUGUAUCUGGGGCAAUACCCUCACAAGUCAAACUGAGAGGUCAGUUUCUAGGGAAAACUGUUGCCUGGAUACAAUUAUAAAACAAUUUCCAUAUGUCCUUUGCAGACUUUACAUGCUGGGAAAACACAGGUGCCAACUGCUGUGGCUUUCUGCAGUGUGCAUACCGGCAAGGAGGGAAGGGUUGAGGAGUGGGUGGAAGAUGAUGUGGAGGAUGAUGAAGUCCUAGACCCCACAUGGAAUCAAGGUCAUGCGAGUGACGUGUGCAGUUUGGAGGAAGAGGCGCUGGUCGCACAGAGGCACACAGCACAGUAUAAGAGGGAGCAGGGUGCAAAAGCGGAGAGGCCAUCCUCUAGCGCUCGUCGGCAUGUAUUAGCUCGAGAAUUACCAGUUAUCCAAGUUAUACAUGUAGCGAUCAAAGGAUCCAUAAUAGAGUUGAGCGAACCAAUCGUACCAGAUUUAACGAUCCAUUCGUAGAUUCACAGUCAGGUGGGCAGUCUGGUGACCGGGACCCAGACACUGUCUGGGUGGCGGUCGGAUGACCGGGACCCAGUAUGCCUGAUGUUGAAGUUAAGAGUCACAGUGUGGAAUGGAUUAGCAGGGUCUGGUGCAGGGUAACCGCACGCCCCCUGGUGUUGAGUCACAUACCAGGACCCUGAUGCAGCUUCAGUAAAAAGAGUACUGGAUACCAGAAGCCAUCACCAGACUGAUCCGCAACUUGGAACAGGAUGUGACAUUCACUGUAGUGGCUGUGCACGCUUUCAGCGUUCUCACCCUGCUGCUGCUCGCCUGUCGCGCUGCAGCGUAAGUUUGGUCUUCCCGCUCACUGCCUCAUAUGCGACGUGCCCACAAGGUGGAACUCCACCUUGCACAUGCUGGAGAGACUGUUUGAGCAGCAGCAGGCGAUAGUGGAGUUUCAGCUGCAGCACGCACAGGUCAGUGGCUAUGCACCAGACUUCCCUCCAAUUGAUCAGAGUUAAAGGAUUUCAAGUGGACUCAUUACAAUUACAGUUCCUCUAAAGAGUCUUGUAUUGUUAUUUGUCGUCACUACCUUCCCGCGUCGGGAGUGGGUCAUUUGCGCGCCUGCUGCCUUCCUUGCAUGUGGUAGCCAUUUCUUAGAGUCCCUGUACGGAAUGGAACCCUGAUUCCCCGUUACCCGUGGUCACCAUGGUAAGCACAGUCAAUGGCAUUGAAAGUUGAUAUGGAUUGACAUACGAAUGCGUCGUCGCCUUCUCGUUGGGGAGCACAUUGAAAAAGUGCUCUUGCAUGACAAGCUGGGUGAUCUCCUCUGGGAACUUGGCUUGAUGGGAGUUGAGCCAGUUCUGGGUGGCCCUUGUGAUGCCACGGUGUAUACCCAGAUAUAUCAGAGCUACUGCAGAAAGUGCGGGCCAUCUGUGCACUCUUUUGGCAUUCUCACCCUGCUGCUGCUCACCUGUCUGCGCUGCAGCAUAACUUCUGCCUUCCCACUCAUCGCCUCAUGAGACUGUGCGAGCAGCAGCAUGCGAUAGUAGAGUUUCAGAUGCAACACGCACGAGUCAGUGGCUCUGCACCAGACUUCCCUCCAAUUGAUCAGAGUUAAAGGAUUUCAAGUGGACUCAUUACAAUUACAGUUCCUCUAAAGAGUCCUGUAUAGUUAUUUGUUGUCACUACCUUCCCGCGUCAGUAGUGGGUCAUUUGUGCGCCUGCUGCCUUCCUUGCAUGUGGUAGCCAUUUCUCAGGGUCCCUGUACGGAAUGGAACCCUGAUUCCCCAUUACCCAUGGUCACCAUGGUAGGCGCAGAAACUGGCAUCGAAAGUUGAUAUGGAUGACAUCCGAAUGCAAAGUCGCCGUCACGGGGAUGUGCGAUUGGCCCGAGGUUCUCUAGAAUCAACAAAGUGCCUGCGCAACUAUAAUGUCAACAGCUACUCUGCGGAACAGAGUUGUCUUUUUUUAUAUAAUGAAAAAGAGAGAGGCACUGCCCUAAAGAGAUGUUGCUAAUAUAUUUAAAACAUAGCUUUUAAUAGGAAGUCUAUAAAAAGAUAAUGAAAUAUGAAAAAAGAAAACAAAUAAAUAAAUAUUGAUUAUAGAAACCUCAGUUUCCCACAAAAAAAUAAAAUUUGUAGGAAAAAACAAAUGAAAAUAAUAACUAAAAUUAAAAUAGACAGACAGGUGAUCGUGCUUGAUAGCAAGAAAUCCAAGUUAGUGUGGGAUGUAUUGUAACUGUGUAGCCAUAAUUGGACAUUUGACAGAAAAUACCAGCUGGAUACAAAUUAAUGUUACAAAAUGUUGUACUAUGUCAAUUGUUGUAUCUCGAUCACUUGCUGAAUCUAAACCAAAGUCUGUCUAGUAUAAACGGACAUAUAUCUUGAUCGAUUUGCUAAGUCUGAAUCUUAGUCUAUCUACGAUCGAUUUGCCAAGUCUAAACCUUAGUCCAUCUUUUUUUAUAUGUCCCAAUAUUUUGGGGGCUACCCCAAUUAAAAAAAAAAAAAAAAAUAUAUAUAUAUAUAUAUAUAAAAAACAGUGUUGGCUACCUCCUCCACCGCCGCUUCCACCUACACCGCCACGGUCACCGCCUCCUCAACCUAUGGGUCACUUAGUAUAAACUAUGUACACAAUAGCAGAGGCUUGUGAAGGCCUUUUCUCCAUGCAUCAGGAGUUGAGCAUUUCUCCAUGCAUCAGGACUGCAAGAAAUGCACCGCAGACCGCAAAUGUUUCUUUUUUUAUAUGUCCCAAUAUUUUGGGGGUUACCCCAAUUAAAAUAUAUAUAUAUAUAAAAAACAGUGUUGGCUACCUCCUCCUCCUCCACCGCUGCUUCCACCUACACCGCCACGGUCACCGCCUCCUUAACCUAUGGGUCACUUAGUAUAAACUAGGUACACAUUAGCAGAGGCUUGUGAAGGCCUUUUCUCCAUGCAUCAGGAGUUGAGCUCAGUUUGAACAAUGAAAGAGAAUACCCUGCACUCCAACCCACUCUCAAAUGGAUAAUUAUGGUGAUCCUCCUGACAGCCAUGCUUUAGAUUUUGAUUUAUGUUCUUCCAAAGCUAAAAUCAAAGAUUCCAUCUAGUGCUAUUUUAUGGCUCAGCUUUAUUUUAAAUUUUUAUGUUAUUUUAAGUUAUUUCCCUAUCGACAUUUGUUUGCAGGGCACUUGUCCUACUCUUACCCACAUUUUACUUCGUUUGCAGCCCUCUAGCCCUUUCCAGGAGUAUUUUAGAGGCAUUUUUGUGCUCAAAAGUUUGGGUCCCCAUUGACUUCAAUGGGGUUCAGGUUCGGGGUCAAGUUCGAUCCCGAACCCAGACUUUUUUUCAAAGUUCGGCCGAACCCGCCGGACCCGAACAUCCAGGUGUCCGCUCAACUCUAAUAAUAAAUAACACUUUAAUCUGUAAAAAUGAUACACACUUAGAGUUGGGGAAGAGUAUUGGGUUAUCUUACAUCUGAAAGGUGCCACUUACACUAACUUUAAUUCAAUAAUUUAGAAUUGUUUUACUGACGUGUGAGAUUUUUUUUUCGAGACAUGUUUUGUUUUGUUUUUUUGCAGUGUGCUUCAGUGUCACUGCUUGUGCGUUUCAUUGAAAGCUUCUUCCCCUUAGUAAUACACAAACAUAGAAAAAUUGAGGGUGCUACAAAAAGAUUUAUUUACAAGGACAUAAAGGACAGGUAUUGAUAAAGGGAAUAACCUGAAACAUUUGUACUUUAUGUCUUGGUAAAUAAAUCUUUUUGUAGCACUUGGAGUGCACAUUUGCAUUUUUUCUAUUUUUGGGGAUUAUUUGACCCUGCUUGGAGCUGCAGAGGGAGGUGUCAGCAGCACAACAGGGAUUGCUUGUAUUUAGUUUUUCUCUGAGUAUUGCAUUAACCCUUACCUCAGCAAUGGUCCCCUUAGUAAUAUACAGUAUGUGGCAGUUUACUUCACAAGUGAAGCAUGUCUACACCAGUCUGGUCGAAUUUUUUUCUUUAACUCUUUCUAGAAAAAUAGUAUUCUAAAACGCGAUGGUGUUUGUAAUACUUUCAGACGCCUUGUAGUGGUUUUGCCCUGCCUGGCUGAGUCAUGCGGUGUAAGUCCGCCUGCUACCUCUGCAGACAGUUAAAACUGACAGGGCAACUUUUUUUCCACACUGAAGGAUGGUCACUUCUUUUUCUCAAGAAAAAGUGAGUGGCAAUCAACGACUCACUCACCCCUUCCACCCUCAGAAUAACAAAGUGUCUUCAGUUUGAAAUUUAUUUUGUAAAAUCAAAAAGUAUUCUAAAUGUUGCUUGUAAUAUUUUUAAACAUCUUUCCUUGCAGUGAUUUCCCACAUUCUAGCCAGAGGGUGGCACAGUUUUACUGACUACUUCCACAUUUGUAAAUAACUGUCUCUGUCUUGUCUUUGUUGUGGCUUGCCAUACUUACAUGCAAACUCACCAAACAGAAUGCAUGGGAAAUUCAAAGAGGAAGCACGGAAAUAAUCUAUUGUGUAAAUAUCCUGAAUUGCCAAUUAGAAACAUAUACUGUUUCUUGAAAUCAUAUAAUUCCAUAAAAUAAAAGUUGGAAAAUAUAUAUAUAUAAUCCUAGUGGAAUAUACCCUUCUUCCAUAUAUUAAUAUUUCCCAUUUUGUGCUGUUUCUUCUAGUGUUCUCGUGUUUCAGUAAAGAGAUUUUACUCCAGGUUUGUCACAUAUCUCUGAUAUCUCGAAAAAGUCACUGAUUUAGUGACUAGAAAAAAUACUGUCAGGCCUGGCCAAAUGUAAAAUCUUGUUAUUUGCUGGCAGCAGUAUUGUGUUCUCAAGUUGGUUCGUGGCAGCGCUGCCUUUCUCUGUCAUUUUAAUGGAAGUAGAGAGACUGCAUCAGAUGAAUAAGGUUUGACCUUAUGGGGAACCCAUGCCUAUUCCACUGCCAGACUCAUUUUCCCAAUCAGCUGAUGCUCUCAGCCAAUGCGCUACACCCUGUAGUGGUUAUGGUGCUUGCCAUUUUUUGUUCCUCUUAUCGCAAGGGUGGCCUGAUACACACACCAACAGACAUACUGACACAGACACACUCUGACAGACAUACAGACACAUACACUGACAGACACAUAUACUGACACACACACUGACAGGCAUACUGACACACACAGCAACAGACAGACAUACACACACACACCAACAGAUAGAUAGACAGACACAGACAGACACAUAUACUGACACACACACAGACAUGCACACACAUAUAUAUUAUUACACACACAGACAUUCUGACACACACACAUGCUAUAUUUACACUUAGCCACCACCAGGUUCUUACCUUUUUCUGGAGGGUAAUUUCCCUGGUGUUCAGUGGCAGGCUGAGGCAGUUAGGAGUUAGGCUCUGGCACUCUCGGCCUGGCCCCUUCCUCACUGUCUUCCCCUUCCCGCGUGGCUCUGAUCUCUCUGUGGGAGAAAAUGACUCGCGGCUGUUACUUUCUCCCAGUCAGCUGCCAAACAAAAAGGGGCCUGGUUCCGCUGUUUAAGUGCCACAGCACUCAACUGGGUCCCUUCUGACACACUUAAUUGGCCUCCUUAGUGUGCAGGCCGGUGCGGUGUGUCAGCAGGGACCCGGUAAAGCGAGUGGCAUUUAAACAGCGCUACCAGGCUCCUUUCUGUUUGACAGCCAGCUAAUAGGAAGUAACAGCCGCUUGACUUGAGAUAAGGAAAUGGCAAUACAAGAAAUGUAACAAGUAUCUACAUCUGCAGUGAAUUAAAUCGCACUGUCACCAUCUGGGAAUUUUAUGUUAUCUAUAGUAUAUAACAGGAUCCUUCAACCAGAUCCCACACAGAAACACGGAAUAGCACAAAGACUGACUGCUGGUUUUCAAACAGUGUCUGACCCAAGGUUUAUGUACAUGGCUGAAGGACCCUGUCAUAGGGGAAAGGUUCUCAUUUUUUACAUAUACUUUAAUUUAAAAAUAUAAAUUUCCUUUCAUAGCUUGUUGAAAUGAUUAUUAUAUUAAAAAUAGUUUUAAGUUGACAAUUGUCCUUUAAGCACAAUCUUACCUUUAAUGGGCUGUGAACCUCUCAUUUGUCGAGUAGCAUUUUGGAGCGCUGCCAUUUGUUGCUCGAUGAUCUUGUGUUUUUGGCAAUCCAAGAUAAACUAUAGCAGCAAAUCUGGAAAUAUAUCAUAUAAUAAGCAGUAACUGCUACUGGGGGCAAUAUUUAGUAGUGAUUACUUGCUUACUUUUAGUGUAAAUCAGAUGCUGUAAGGCAGGGCCGGACUGGGACAAAAAUUCAGCCCGGGCCAUUAAAGGCAGAGCAGCCCACUAGAAGGGGCGGGGCCAUAAAGGGGAUAUGUAAUGUCACCACCAUUGACAUGCACCCACCUCCCCCACCACCACCAAAUGACUAUUUGUGCUGUUUGUGGCGUACUACCUGUGGCUAGGGGCUGUAGUGUGUGUGCGUUUUUUUACUCCAAGGGGCCCGCCCGCCCUGCGGACCACUGUUACCGGGUAUCCGCCGCCAUCAUCUUCUGCGGCCCCAGCCCCCGCGCGGCAAAACGCUCGGGCCGCCGUCCAAGGGGUCCAUCGGGUGGCCCAUGCUGUCAGGAUGUGGAUUGUCAGGGGGCCCGGUAAACGCUGGGCACUUUAACAGCUUGACUGGGCCCCCUGUGAUGACAUCACACAGAGCUGGGAGGAAGUGACCGUACGUCACUCCUCCAAGCUAACACAGACCGCGUGGGAGGAAGGAGGAUGGAGUCAGAGUGGGAACUCUGACUCCCAUCCACCUGAGCCACCACUGGACCCCUGGGAAAGUCACCUUUCUGCACCUUAAAGUAAUAGGUAGGAAACAGGAGGGUAACUGAAACAUUUUGUCUGUAUGUGUGUCUGUCUGUGUGUGUGUGUCUGCCUAUUUGUGUAUGUGUGUGUGUGUGCAUAUCUGUGUAUGUAUGUUUGUGUGUCUGCCUGUAUGUGUGUGUGCUUGUCUGUUUGUAUGUAUGCAUGUGUGUCUUGUGUGUGUGUGUGUCUGUCUGUAUGUUUGUAUGUGUGUGUGUCUGUCUGUGUGUAUGUGUCUGCCUGUGUGUAUGUGUGCCUGUCUGUUUUUUUAUGUAUGUGUCGUUGUAUGUAUGUCUUGUGUGUGUCUGCCUGUAUGUGUGUGUGCUUGUCUGUUUGUAUGUAUGUGCAUCUUGUGUGUGUGUGUGUGUCUGUCUGUAUGUUUGUAUGUGUGUGUGUCUGCCUGUGAUUAUGCGUGCCUGUCUGUUUUUUUAUGUAUGUGUCUUUAUAUGUAUGUGUGUCUUGUGUGUGUGUGUCUGUCUGUAUGUGUGCCUGUCUGUGUGUGUGUGUGUGUCUGUAUGUAUGUGUGCCUGUCUGUCUUUAUGUAUGUGUUUGUGUGCCUGUCUGUGUGUCGGUCUGUAUGUAUGUCUGUGUGUGUCGGACUGUAUGUAUAUAUAUGUGUAUGUGUGUGUGUCUUAUGUAUGUGUGUGUGUCUUAUGUAUGUGUGUGUGUCUGUCGGGGGGGAAUAGGGAGGGAGGGGGGCCCACAGAUCAUUUUCACACCGGGGCCCCAUGGUUUGUGUGUACGCCACUGUGUGUGUGUGUGUGUGUAUGUGUGUGUGUAUGUGUUUAUAGGGCCUGUGGAGUGUGUGGGCCUAGGGGAUGUAGUCCAGUGCAUGUAAGGACUAUACUGUGUGUUUGUGAGUGUAUCUAGGGGCUCUAGUGUGUGUAUGCAUAUAGGGGCUACAGAGCACAUGUGUAUAGGUGCGGUAAUGUAUGCCCAGGGGGUGUAGAAUGUGUAUUUAUAGGGGAUAUAAAUUAGUGUGUGUGCACACAGGGGGUGUAAUGUGUGUGCUUAUAGGGGUAUAAAGUAUGUGAGUGCAGGGAGUGUAGUGUAUGUUUAGGAGGUAUAAAAUGUGUUUACUGUGUGUAUGUGAGUGCCAGGGGUAUAGUGUGUAUAUAAGGGGUAUAAGAGUGGGUGUAGUGUGUUUGUGUAAGUGCAGGGGGUGUAAUAUGCAUACAGGGAUAUAGAGUGUGUGUAAUAUUUAUAGAGGGGUGUAGCGUCUGUGCAGUGUUUUUGUGUGUAAGUGCAGAAGGUGUAGUCUGUAUAUAGGGGUAUAGAGUGUGUGUGUAGUGUGUUUGUAUGUUAGUGCAGGGGAGCAGUAUAUUUGUGUGUUAGUGCAGGGGAGCAGUAUGUUUGUGUUUUAGUGCAGGGGGUGCAGUGUGUGUAGUGUGUUUGUGUGUUAGUGCAGGGGGUGUGGUGUGUUUGUGUGUAAGUACAGGCGGUGCAGUGUGUGUAAUGUGUUUGUGUGUUAGUGCAGGGGGUGCAGUAUGUGUGUGUAUUAGUACAGGGGGUGCUGAAUGUGUAGUGUUUUUUUUUUGUUUUAGUGCAGGGGAGCAGUAUGUUUGUGUGUUAGUGCAGGGGGUGCAGUGUGUGUAGAGUGUUUGUGUGCUAUCACAGGGGGUGAUGUGUGUGUAGUGUGUUAGUGCAGGGUAGAAGUAUGUUUGUGUGUUAGUGCAGGGGUGCAGUGUGUGUAUUGUGUUAGUGCAGUGUGUGUGGUGUGUUUGUGUAUUAGUGCAGGGGAGCAGUAUGUUUGUGUGUUUGUGCAGGGGGUGCAGUGUGUAGUGUGUUAGUGCAGGGGGUGCAGUGUGUUUGUGUGUUAGUACUGGGGUGCUGUUUGUGUAGUGUGUUUGUAUGUUAGUGCAGGGUAGCCGUAUGUUUGUGUGUUAGUGCAGGGGAGCAGUAUGUUUUUGUGCUAGUGCAGUGUGUGUAGUCUGUAUGUGAGGGUGUGUGCAUAUAGGGGUUGGAUAGGGGCUUAAAUUAAUACUUUAAAGGGACACUAUAGUAACGUAAACAACUUUAGCUUAAUGCAGCAGUUUUAGUGUAUAGAUCAUGUGUCUUAGGUUUCACUGCUCAAUGCACCGCCAUUUAGGAGUUAAAUCACUUUGUUUCUGUUUAUGCAGCCAUUGCCACACCUCCCUGGCUCUGAUUGCCACAUCCUGCAUGAAAUAAAAUGGUUUCACUUUCAAUCAGAUAUAAUUUACCUUAAACAAUUGUAUCUCUCACUCUGUAAAUUGAACUUUAAUCACAUACAAGAGGCUCUUGCAGGGUCUAGCAAGCUAUUGACAUAGCAGGGGAUAUGGAAAUCUAAAUUAAACAGAACUUACAAUAAAGGAAGGAUAAACAUUAGAUGACUCUUUACAGGAAGUGUUUAGGUAGGCUGUGGAAGUCAUAUGCAGGGAGGUGUGACUAGGGUUCAUAAACAAAGUGAUUUAACUCCUAAAUGGCAGAGAAUUGAGCAGUGAGACUGCAUGGGCAUGAUCUAUACACCAAAACAUUAAGCUAAAGUUUUUUUGGUGACUAUAGUGUCCCUUUUUAAUAAUAAAAAUAAAAAAUCCCAUUUACUCCCUUUUAUAACUUUGCAGGGGGGAGAGGGAGCAUGCAGAGACCUGGUGGUCCAGUGAGAGGGGGCCAUGCCGCACACAGAUCCCUGGUGGUCCAGCUGGCUGGUAAUUUAGUCUGUAACCCGCAGACCACGUCUCUUUCCCUCUCAUGAGCACUGUUUUGUCAGAGCGUUGCCGCGGGUUAUCAUGGCAAUGCUCUGAUCAUCUCAGAGUUCGCUCGGCAUGCACGGAGGGUGACCGGUUCACUGCCCAAUCUCCCCUCCAGGCCAUGAUGGGACAGAACUCCAUCUUGGGGCCGGUGCUGCGUAGAAUGGGCCGGCAGGGGAGAUCUCUUGAUCUUUCCUGUUGGCCUCGGCACAUGGCCAUCGCGGCCAACCGGGCAUUUGCCCAGUUUGCCCAAUGGCCAGUCCGGGCCUGCUGUAAGGCCUACAGGUGGCAGACCAUAUCAGUAUAUCCUUGGCUAGGUAGUGCUGUGUACCAAAACUACAGAAAUAGUAAUUGUUAUACUUGUAGUUUCUUUUCUAGUCUUGCAAGCUGAGGCCAUGCUCACUCCAGACAAUGUCUUUUGUAGAAAACUAGGCCACAAUGUGUCAACUGGUCCCUAGUGCGAUAUCUAACCUUAGCCUUCCCUAAUUCAGUAAACGAUUCAAUCAUGUUGCUUACAUAACUUUCUGUGGUGCUGCUGAGCUUAUCCCAAGCACUCUGUAUGGGCACAGGAGGAUUAUAAAGUUAUAGCUCAACUUACAGCUUUCUGCUUUAUAAAUCUCAUUCAUAACAUAAUGCACAGCUGUCUUUCUAGAGCCAAUAUAGUAUGCAGGAGGCAGAAAGUGUAGACUCAUGUAGCAUCAUACCUCCCAACUUAGCACCAGCUUGAAUUGGGAUGGGGCGGGCCUUAAAAGGAAGCAUCCCCAGUGACACAAAUCACAUCACUGAUGAUGCCUCUAAAUGGGCAGGCCCAUCUGGAAAGUAUGGGCGUCCACCCACUAAGGGGCACAUGAGAGUGUGAAUAGGACCCGCUAGAAUAGCUUGCCUACCGCCAUCAGACUCUCCCUUAGUCUUCAAUCGAUUAAUAAGUGCCUUAAAACCCAUCUCUUUAGGAAAGCUUAUGGCCUACCAGAUUAUCCUCUUCGUUACAUACCUGUCUCUUGCUCUCUCCUAAAGGGCAGCACUCUACUCUCUCCUUCAGCUCUGCUUCACUCCCACCUUAUUUGAUUGCUAUUUCCUGUCCUAAUGUGUUUUAUACCCCACCUCCCAUAGACUGUAAGUUCGUUUGAGCAGGAUCCUUUUCAACCUAUCGUUCCUGUAAGUUUUCUUGUAAUUUUCCUAUUUAUAGUUAAAUCCCCCCUCUCAUAAUAUUGUAAAGCGCUACGGAAUCUUUUGGCGCUAUAUAAAUAGCAAAAAUAAUAAUAAUAAUAGAACAAGAUGGCCAAGUCUGAGAGGUACAGGUCAGGUAAGUAAAUCUCACAUUUAGCAGUCCCCCAGCCACCAGCCCCCUAGAGCACAAUUAUCACUGUCUUUGCAAAUCAAGCAAAGUCCCCAAAUGGUGACAGUGCCGCUUUAAGCCCCACCCAUUGUUGAGACUUGUCAAGCGUAGAGAAAAUACAUAAGACAAAGUGGAACCUACUUUUUGUUUUAAAUAGAAAUAGAUAAUAAAUGAAUAAAGAAUUACAUAUUCUGAAAGAGGAAGAGGAAACAAUAGGGGAAAGGUAAGUUGGAUGGGACAAAGCCACUUUAACUACAGUAGCAUUUUUAAAUAACACUUUGUGGUUCUAGCAGAAUUUAAUAUACAUUUUCAACAUGUGUAACUUCUUGGUUAUUUUUUUAGGUAUAACUAAAAAUGAAUCUAAAUACAAUCACUAUUUUAUGGUUAUUUAACAAUAACCCAUCCCAGGUUUUUUCUAAAUGUUAGACUAUUUUUAUAGACAAAAUAACUUGUCAAUGUCAUAGUUAAACACUAAUGCAGGACUAUUUCUUAUAUCUAUUCGGCAUAUUAGAUCUAUUUAAGAUCUCUUACUGUGAGCCUGUUUGCAAUGCUUAUGACAACUGUUCUGUCUUGAAUGCCUGUAAUAUAUUUUCACAAUUUCAUUAUGACACUUUUCUUAUUGAUAAUCACUGACUGAUAAGCUUUCUCACAUUAUUGUUGUGUAAUAUUCUGAAACAUUGCGUAACACCAUUUCCUUUUUUGGGUGGUAUGCAUACAUAUAUGUAUAAUGUAAAACUCUUCAGGUGGCAAAAAGAACCAUUUCCCUUUUUUGAAGAAGAAUUGAAAUUCAACAUUUGGUAGACCAUGUUAAACCACAGUUAUUUGACAAAACAUAAGAUUUAAGUGCAUGCACACUUAAAGGGACAAACCAGUCUAAAUGCUUUUUUAUAGAGUCUGCAGCGUAGAUGUGUAUAGGGGAUAAAGCGAGUGUGUGUGGCUGCAGUGUGUGAGUGCAUGUGGGUGAGUGCAUGUGUGUGUGUUUGUGUGUGCACGUGCAAAUAGGGAAUCAAGUAUGUGUGUGUAUGACAUCCAGGUUUUAUGUGUGCAAAUGGCUGUAGCAUGUCCAUGUGUGAAUGUAUAAGUAAACCAUUGAGUUUGCAGGGGAUCCAGUGUGUGUGUGUACAGUGGCUGUAGUGUAUUUGUGUGGGUAAAGGGAAUCCAGUGUGUAUACAGUGGCUGUUGAGUGUGUGGAUUCCAGUGUGUGUGUGAUUACAGUGUACAGGGAAUCUGAUGUGUGUGUGUAGAGGAUCCAGUGUGUACAUACAGUAUCUCACAAAAGUGAGUACACCUCUCACAUUUUUGUAAAUAUUUUAUUAUAUCUUUUCAUGUGACAACACUGAAGAAAUGACACCCUGCUACAAUGUAAAGUAGUAAGUGUUUAGCCUGUAUAACAGUGUAAAUUUGCUGUCCCCUCAAAAUAACUCGACACACAGCAAUUAAUGUUUAAAUCGUUGGCAACAAAAGUGAGCACACUCCUAAGUGGAAAUGUCCAAUUUGGGCCCAAUUAGCCAUUUUCCCUCCCCGGUGUCAUGUGACUCGUUAGUGUUACAAGGUCUUAGGUGAAAAUGGGGAGCAUGUGUGUUAAAUUUGGUGAUAUCGCUCUCACACUCUCUUAUACUGGUCACUGGAAGUUCAACAUGGCACCUCAUGGCAAAGAACUCUCUGAGGAUCUAAAAAAAAGAAUUGUUGCUCUACAUAAAGAUGGCCUAGGCUAUAAUAAGAUUGUCAAGACCCUGAAAGUGAGCUGCAGCACGGUGGGCAAGACCAUACAGCAGUUUCACAGGAUAGGUUCCACUCGGAACAGGCCUCGCCAUGAUUGACCAAAGAAGUUUAGUGCAUGUGCUCAGCGUCAUAUCCAGAGGUUGUCUUUGGGAAAUAGACGUAUGAGUGCUGCCAGCAUUGCUGCAGAGGUUGAAGGGAUGGGGGUUCAGCCUGUCAGUGCUCAGACCAUACACCGCAUAUUGCAUAAAAUUGGUCUGCGUGGCUGUCGUCCCAGAAGGAAGCCUCUGCUAAAGAUGAUGCAUUACCUUAACUCAUUUUAUUGUCAGCAAGUCCACACAAGUUUUGUUCCCAUACAUCCCUCUUAAGCUUCCAUACUUAAGGGGACACUAUAAUCACCAGAACAACUAAAGCUUAUUGUAUUUGUUCUGGUGAGUAGAAUCAUUCCCUUCAGGCUUUUUUGCAGUAAAGACAAAAAUGGGUAUAUAGGUCGCGCUAAAGGGACAAAGAGGUGAAAUAAAUGGAAUAAAUAAAUAUGAUAAAAAAGUCCCAAAUAAUAGAUAAACCUGUAUUAUUCUUAGAUGAAUAUAAAGUCCAAAUGAAUAUCUGAAUCUUCUUAUGUUGAAGAUGUCUUGAUUCGCUUGUCAAAAUGUGGAUACACAAAAGAGAUAAAAAGAAAUCCAAUAGUGUAGGAUGUUGACAAAUUCUCAGGUGUAAGUCUGUGUGUAUGUAAAGAACUCACCUUAGCAUGAGCAAAAAAACUUGCUCAAGUAUCUUUAACAUUCAGUGGCGUCAAUCCCCCACUGGUCGGAUAUAGGUGAUGGAGUCCUGAGUAAUUCCUCGAUAUGUGGAAAGAUGGGAGACGUAUAUAGUGCUCACUGAAUUAUUUUAAAAACAAAUAAAAUGGUAGAAUACUCACAUGUAUAUGAGCAGGAACUACUGCUCAAUAUGGUGGUGCAGGUGGUACAAUCCCCACCUUAGGAUUCUUGGGAAGUAACGUACUUCAAUCCAAGUCGGUGACCAGGUAAUUCAAAUUAAAAAGAAUGGAAUAAAAAGUAUAUAUAGGCAAAAAUAAAAGCCGGUAUUCCUUUAUUAAAAUAUAAUAUAUCAGUAUAUAAAACAAACUAAUAAUAGCCAAAACGCGUUUCACCACACAGGGCUUUAUCAAAUGGCAUUAAAAAGACAGGUGGUGCUUCCUGUGGCAGUACUGCCUAGAGUGCAGCACUGCCAUUCAGUGUCUCUACUCUCUGCAUGCAGACACUGAACUUUCCUCGUAGAGAUGCAUUGAUUCAAUUCAUCUCUAUGAGGAGAUGAUGUUUGGCCAGGGCUAUGUUUGACUUGUGCUGGCUCUGCCCCUAAUCUGCCUCCUUGACAGUCUCAGCCAAUCCUAUGGGGAAGCAUUGUAAUUGGCUCAGAUUGGCCACCACUUCUGAUGUCAGUAGACAGAGUCAGUUCAGAGGCAGACAGGGGCAGAGCCAGCAGCUGCAGACUUGAAUACAAGUAAGAUUUUACCAUAUUUAGUGAGGCGAGAGGGUGUCAGGGGGGCUAGAUGGUGGUUUUAACAUAAUAGGGUCAGAAAUAUAUGAUUGUGUUCCUAUAGUGUUCCUUUAAGCAAGAGUAUGUGAAGAGUAGUUAGGGUUGCCACUAGACACUAUGCCUAAAUAAACAUUGGGGGGACCUAAUGUCCUCCCUCUGGCCCCCACCCCUGAGCGAUGGGUGGGGGCCCUAAAUAGCAAUUGGGUGGGACCUAAUGUCCUCCCCCCUGGCACCCACCCCGAGCGGUGGGUGGGGACACUAAAUUAGAAUAAGGGGGGACCUAAUGUCCUCCCCCUGGCCUCCACCCCUGAGCGGUGGGUGGAGGCCCUAAAUACCAAUAGGGGGGGACCUAUUAUCCUCCCCCCGGGCCCCAACCCCUGAGCGUGGGUGGGGGCCCUAAAUAAACAUUUAAUCCCCCCACCCAGGGGACUAGGGGUCCCCAAACCAAUAGACACCCACCAAAAAAAAUUAACCCCUACCUACCCUAAAAAUAAUCAGGGGGGGACCUUUAACUAAGUACCUGUAAAAAUAAAAUAAAACUUACCAUUUGAUGUUUUCUUUCUUCUAAAAUCUUCUUUUUUUAGCCCCAAAAAGGGCCAAAUAAAAAUCCAUAAUAACCAACGCACUUAAAAAAAAAAAAUCCGAGCGCAAAAAAAAUAAUACAUCUUCACCCAUGGAGGGCUCCGCACAGACUGAGCUCUGCAGGGCGAGGGAAGGCUUAUAAAGCUUUGCCCCGUCCUGCAAUUAGGCUCAGAGCACUCUGAUUGGGGGGUUUAAGCCAUCCAAUCAGAGUGCUCUGACAGGUAAAUGAAGAGACUGACAGGUAAGUCUCUACAUUUACCUGUCACAGCACUCUGAUUGGAUGACUUAAACCCAUUAAUCAGAGUGCUCUGAGCCUAAUUGCAGAUGACAGUGUCACCUGAUUCUUAAACCCAUUAAUCAGAGUGCUCUGAGCCUAAUUGCAGGCCGGGGCAAGGCUUUACACUCUGUUCCAAAUUAUUAUGCAAAAUCUAUUUAAGUGUCACAAAGAUUAAAUAUUUUGUUUUUCAGUUUAACUCAUGGAUGGCAUUGUGUCUCAGGGCUCUUUUGAUCACUGAAAACAAUCUCGGACACCUGUGACAAUUAUAUUGCCAGGUGAGCCCAAUUUAAGGAAAAACUACUAAAGGAGGGUGUUCCACAUUAUAAGCAGAGAUCCAUUUUCAUGCAAUAUGGGGAAGAAAAAGCAUCUCUCUGCUGCUGAAAAGAGUGAAAUAGUUCAAUGCCUUGGAUGAGGUAUGAAAACAUUAGGUAUUUCACGAAAACAUAAGCCUGAUCGUCGCACUAUUAAGAGAUUUGUAGCUGAUUCAGAGCAUAGACAGGUUCAUGCAGAUAAAGGCACAUUGAGGAAGAUUUCUGCCAGAUCCAUGCAUCGGAUCAAGAGAGCAGCUGCUAAAAUACCAUUACAUAGCAGCAAACAGAUAUUUGAAGCUGCUGGUGCCUCUGAAAUUCCUUGGACAUCAAGGUGUAGAGUCCUCCAGAGUCUUGCAACUGUGCAUAAACCUUCUGUUCGGCCACCACUAACCAAUGCUCACAAGCAGAAACUGCUGCAUUGGGCAGAAAAAUACAUGAAGACUAAUUUUCAAACAGUCCUGUUCACUGAUGAGUGCCGUGCAACCCUGGAUGGUCCAGAUGGAUGGAGUAGUGGAUGGUUGGUGGACAGCCACCCUGUACCAACAAGGCUGCAACGUCAGCAAGGCGGUGGUGGAGUCAUGUUUUUGGCCGGAAUCAUGGGAAGAGAGCUGGUCUGCCCCUUUAGGGUCCCCGAAGGUGUAAAGAUGACCUCUGCAAAGUAUGUGGACUUUCUGACUGACCACUUUCUUUCCUGGUACAGAAGGAAGAACUAUGCUUUCCGUAAUAAAAUCAUCUUCAUGCAUAACAAUGCACCAUCUUAUGCUGCAAAGAAUACCUCUACAUCAAUGGCUGCUAUGGGGAUAAAAGGAGAGAAAGUCGUGGUGUGGCCUCCAUCCUCCUCUGACCUCUUAUUGUCCUAUUGAGAAGCUUUGGAGCAUCCUCAAGCAAAAACUCUAUGAGGGUGGGAGGCAGUUUACAUCCAGACAGCAGUUCUGAGAGGCUAUUCUGACAUCUUGCAAACAAAUUCAAGCAGAAACUACCCAAAAACUCACAAAUUCAAUGGAUGCAAGACUUGUGAAGCUGCUAUCAAAUAAGGGGUCCUAUGUUAAAAUGUAACGUGACCUGUUAAAAUGUUUAAAAAGUUAAAAUGUUGUUAUAAGUUUGAUUGAAAUAGCUUUUGAUUUCAGUAAAUAUGUUGCAAACACAACAAAUGACAAUUUUCAGUUCUUUACAACCUAUAAAGUGUUUUGAAACCUACUGUGCAUAAUAAUUUGGAACAGUGCAUUAUACAUUUUUUAUGUUUAAAAAAAAUACUGUUAUCAUUAGGAGGUUUGUUCAAUAAAAUUUGAAUUGUACUCUUAAUAGUUGCUAACAUGAGAAUUGUGCUGACUGCUAUUUACAUAAAUUAUUUAGGUAAAUGAGAAGAAGAUAAUUUGCAUAAUAAUUUGGAACAGGGUGUACAAGCCUUCCCCAGCCCUACAGAGCUCAGUCUGCGCGGAGCCCUCCAUGGGUGAAGAUGGAUUCUUUUCUUUGCACUCGUUUUUUUUUUUUAAAGUACGUUGGUUAUUAUGGAUUUUUAUUUGGCAUUUUUGGGGCUGAAAAAAAUAAGAUUUUAGAAGAAAGAAAACAUCAAAUGGUGAGUUUUAUUUUAUUUUUACAGGUACUUAGUUAAAGGUGCCCCCUUAUUAAUUUUAGGGUGAGGGGGGUAGGUAGGGGUUAAUUUUUGGGGGGAGGGAGGUGACUAGGGAUUUAGGGCCCCCAACAGCCGCUCAGGAAUGGGGGCCAGGGGGGGAGGACAAUAGGUCCCCCCCUAAUGGUAUUUAGGGCCCCCACCCACCACUCGGGGGGGAGGGGCCAGGGGGGAGGACAUUAGGUCCUCCCUUAUUCUAAUUUAGGGCCCCCACCCACCGCUCAGGGGUGGGGGCCAGGGGGAGGACAUUAGGUUCCCCCCUAAUUGGUAUUUAGGGCCCUCAUCCACUGCUCAGGGGUGGGGGCAAGGGGGGGGACAGUAGGUCCCCCCAAUUUUUAUUUAGGGCCCCCACCCACCGCUCACGGGUUGGAGGCCAGGGGCGAGGACAAUAGGUCCCCCCCUUAUUGGUAUUCAGGGCCCCCACCCGUCCCUCAGGGAUGGGGGCCGGUGGGGAGGACAAUAGGUUUCCCCCCCCAUUAUUUAACUUUAGGGCGGGUGGGGGCCAGGGGGGAGGACAGUAGGUCCCCCUUAUUCGAAUUUAGGGCCCCCACCCACCGCUCAUGAGUGGGGGCCAGGGGGAGGACAAUAGAUCCCCCCCUUAUUUUACUUUAGGGCCCCCAUCUGCCGUUCAGGGGUGGGGGCUCAGGAUGGCGGAACCUUUUUUUAGGCUGCUCACUGUUUAAUAGACAUGCCCCUACUCGCGGUAUAGCGAGUAGGGGCAUAAUUUACUAAUACUAAGUAAUCUUUACUUAGUAUUAGUAAAUUUGGCUGAAAGACCAAUUCAGGUCUUUCAGCCUUUUAGUAGAUAGCUCCCUAAUACCGUGGGAAUUAGGGAGUUAUCUACUUAUUCAUUCCUGUCAUUACAUUGACUGGCCAAGUAACUUACAUUUUAUAUGAAUGUGUGUUACUUGAUUGUUGUAAGUGUUGCAAAUGCUUACAGCUGAAUCCUGGCUACGUUUGUAUACUUUUUAUUUAAAAUUGUAUACAGUGUAACAUUCUUCUUCUUCCACUGGGUAAGUAUAUUAGUACUUAGGCAAUAUAUUUUACUUUCUUUUGCAGCCCUCUAGCCCUUUCCAGGACUUUUUUAGAGCCAUUUUAGUGCCCAAACGUUCGGGUCCCCAUUGACUUCAAUGGGGUUCGGGGUCAAGUUUGGGUCCAGUUUGAGUCCUGAACUUGAACUUUUUGCCAAAGUUGAGCCGAACCUGGCGAACCCGAACAUCCAGGUGUCCGCUCAACUCUAGUUGCCACCUUUCUUGGAAAAAAAUACUGGCCUAAAUCAUUUGUAUAAUUAAGUAUGUAUGCAUGACAUCACAUGAUGUAAAUCACAAGGAGUGACAUGAUAGAAAAUUCUGUAAAAUCACCAACAAACUACUUAACUUUGAUUCUGCUGUAUAGAUGGAUUGCUCCCAGUGUCUCCCUGUCACCCAGUGUCAGUCUCCCAAGUCACCCAGUCUUCCUAUGUAUCACAGUGUCAGUAUCCCCAUGUCGCCCAGUGCCCUAGACUCCCAGUGUCCCCAUUUCUCCCAGUGUCCCUAUGUCACCGUGUGUCCCCAUGUCACUAGGAUAUUAGAGGACACUGAGAGACAUGGGGACACAGUGAGACAUGGGAAUACCGAGAGACCUUGGGACACUGGGAGACAUGGGGGCACUGAGACACUUGGGGAAACUGGGAGACAUGGGGGUGCUUGUGGAUACAGACAUGGGGACACUGGGUGACAUGGAGACACUAGGAAACAUGGGGACACUGAUACAUUUGGGGACACUGGGAGAAAUGGGGACACUGAGACACUAGGGACACAGAGGCAUAGGGACACAGACACUGGGAGACACUAAGACACUAGGGACACUGAGAGACAUGGGAACACAGAUACUGGGAGACUAGGGGAGACUGGGAGACAUGGGGACACUGAUACAUUUAGGGACACUGGGAGAAAUGGGGACACUGAGACACUAGAGACACAGAGACAUAUAGGGACACAGACACUGGGAGACAUGGGGACACUGGGAGACACUAGGGACACUGGGAAAUCAAUACUUCUGUUACAUUUCCGUUGUUUUUGUGAUUCCAAAUUGUGUUUUCUGUGAGGCUUUACCUGCUUCCCUGUUCAAAAUUAACAUUGUAUCAUUGUCAGAAUCCAUCCUGGCUCCAUUAGGUAAGGGGAAGACAGCAUGCAUAAGGUAUGUUUGUAGGGAACAUACAGUACCAGCCUAAAUGCAGAAGCUAGUAUAAGGAAAAUCUCCAGAUACUAUGAAGAUUUCCUGGGAGAUUUUGACACAGCCGAAAUUCAGUUAGGUAUAUACAAGGUAAAGCAGGGCAUGGACACAAAUGUGUGGCAUUAAACAUGGCAGUGCAUAUUUGCCUUUUAAAAAUGAGAAUACAAUUGUCUUUUUUGCCUUAAGGGGAAAUUUUAAAUGGUUUGCACUAGAUAUAUAGACACUAAACUUGUGCACAGAAAUUCAGUUUGUCCGAACUGAUCCAUCUGGAAAAGGUUUUUGUUUCAGGCGAUUUAGGUUUCAUCCAUGUAGCGUUUUGGUUCGGAUGAAUUUCAACCAUGCAGUUGUUUCGGGAAAAAUAUAUACAUUAUCUAAAUAUUAAAGAGAUACUCAAGUUUAUGGCAGAUAAUUGAGCAGUGAUACUGCAGGAGCAUUAGCUAUACAGAAAAACUGCUUAAUUAAGCUAAAGUUGUUUUUGUGCCUAUAGUGUGCCUUUGAGAAUAUAUUUUGCAGUACACUGGUAGGAGCAUUUUCACACUAUUUCGUAUACAUGUCGUGAGAAGAACUGACUAAUAGUUGUAAAAAAGUAGGAGCAGUAAAAAAAAAUGUAUAUUUAUUAAAUACAUAACAUAAACAUAGAUUUUGUUUUUACUGUUUCUUCUUUGUUCACUCUUUUGGUCAAUUGGUUGUUUUCACUCAAUCUGUGAAUAAAAUCAUUUAGUGUCUGUCUCCUGAGGAUCAAACCUUUUUUUCCCAUCGUCAUUUUUCUUUGUGCCACGGAUGGACAUCUGAAUCACGAAAGGAACAUAAAGUUCUGAUCGCCAAAAUACAGAUAGAUCGCGAUUUCUUUCAGUAUGAAUGCACAAGUCUAAUAAAUAGUACCUGGGCUUUAUUUGCUGGAGAAAAGAAACCCCAAAACAUAAUUGUGCAUAAUUAACAUUUUUUUCUCAAAAUAGCUGAACUGUGAAAAUUCUCCAACAUUUAUUUUUCCAGAUUUUUCCUAAUUUAGCCUAUUUAAUUUUUUUCUGCACAAGGUUUAGUUAAGUAAAUAAACCUUACUGAGCUGAUGUGCGACUGAAGAGUUACUCCAACCACCAUGACCACUUCAGUGAUCUGACGUGGUCAUUAAGGUAGGAGCAUGUGUUUCAGCUUCAAAACAUGCACAUGCAGAGUAAUUGUUAAUUAUGUACUAGUUGCUAGUUGCACCCCAGCACAUGUGACAUUGGUAGUCCAUAACGCUGUCCUGCGCUACCAAUGUCAGUUCUAUUCACAUGUUGUGUCUGUUAUCAGUGCACACAGCGUGCUGGCGACUGAUAUGCUAAUCUUUCCCUUUGCCCUCCCUCGAUGUGGGCCAUCCCUCCUGCUUCCCUUCGCUUCUUGUAUUGCUAUUUUUUUUAUUUAUUAGAUUAUUCUCCCCAUUUUUAUUCCCUUCCACCUCCCUCCCGUUGUCGUGUCAGAUUGCGCACAUGUGCUCUGAGCUGGCAAAAUGGUCCUGUAACAGAUCACCUGGCACCCCGACUGGGAACCUCCGUUGAAGGAUGCUCCUAGCGCUUCCUGAGGGCUCCAAGCACUGCAGCAGAGACCACAACCACCGAACCGGAGAAGCAUAUGAAUGCUCUCAAGCAUUUGAAUUCUAUAAGCAGCUGAACAGGAAAAGCAUACAAUCAGCUUACACUCCUGGCAAUCAGCAUACAAUCCAAUUCCCCCAAUAACGAGACGACACUUCAUUUGAGGUCAAGCAGAACUGACUGUACUGGCACAUACAGCCUCUUUUAUUCCCAUUCCACAAACUUAGUACUGCCCACAGGGUUUUACAGAACAACCAAUAACACACGUACAUUACAGAAAACACUCCCAGCAAUUAUACACAAAAUCCUCCCCUCUGCCUGUGAUAUAAUUAUGGUACACAAUGGGUUAACAUAAUUAUCACAAGCAGGAAAAAUACAGUUUUUAUACAUGUGCUAUAACUUUAAAAAUAUACGUCCAAUCUUCAUAAAAUUACAUAUUCAGAAUCUGCAUGCUUGAAAGUCCUAUUUGACCAAAUGAAGCAUGGUUUUUCUGCCCAAAACCAGUUCCAUAGAGUCUUCUAUCCUGGAGAUAAUUGGGAAGUAAUCCAAUUAUCUCCAAGGACAGAGGCAAAACUCCAUUAGCCACAUGGUAGCAAGAUACAAUAAAAUACAUAAAAUAUAUAACUGUGCAGCUAUUGCAUAAAACAGGUACAUUCAACAUAUCCCCAGAUAGCUUAGAUCUGAGCGCACAUUAUUACUGAAUGGCGCUCAGAUCACAUACAUACAGUUCAAUUGCCAUGGAGCCAAAGUCUUUCACAUAGUCUUUCGUUAUACGAAUGGGCUCCAUGGCAUAGCUAUCUGGGGUAACACUGCUCACAUAGGGAAAGUACUGAAUGACCCGGCUUUCGGGUCUUUGCAGGGGGAAAUCCAGCAUUUCAACAUGGGGCCAUAGUCACAGGGCAGGAGGCUGGCAAUCAGUCUUCUCCAAUGACCAGUGGUGAGGUUGGUUUUGCCACAGGUCCAAUCACAGGCUUCUCUAUGAUAAAUAUAAUGGAGACAUAUAGUACCAACUGUAAUUAAGAAGCUAGUAUAUUAGAAGCCUGUGAUUGGCCAACGCUAGGCCCAUAUGAUGUCAGAUGGAGCCGUGGAAGUUAAAACUGGGAGCUUCAUCAUGUGCUGGAUUCCUGGUAAGUAAAAUGUUUAUUUCUGCAGGGUUUAGGGCAAUUGAGGGGGAACCUACUGCAUAGUACCCAAUAGGCCAUUUACAAAGAAUAGGUCCCCCCAAAAAAGGAUUGGACUAACCCUUUAAUUAACUAAUGUAACGGUAAAUGUAGUUGUAUUACAUUACUGUGUAUUCAAAUUUCACUCUUAGAUCGCAAAGUCCUGGGGUAUAUCGGGGUUGCUUAACAAAUUAUGUCACAUGAAUGUCUUGGUAUUGUCAGUAUUUUAUGUUAUUUUCUCUUUUCUGUAGAAAUGCUGUCUGAAGGACAUCUUUACAAGAUCCAACUCUGGUAUGAAGAUGAUAUGUAUCAUGAGAGAAAACAGUCUGAGUCAUCAAAUGAGCUAGCAGGUGUAUGCGGUCUCAAUUACUCAUCUGUGCAAAACUCAAGAAGCAGGAAAUUCUUGCAUAAUUUUUGCUCUGGAGGAAAGCAUGCAUCUGGGGUACAGUCUGUGGAAUCCACACAAAACAAAAUGCUGAGAAAUCUGAUACACCAUGAGACUGAAAAUGUUUCAUUCGAAAGGGAAACAUCACCCUCUUUAGAUAUUUUCCAUGCUUCAUCUACCAAUAAAGAAACCUAUCUGGUUCCAUCUUCUUGUAAAAAUAUAUGCAGAGAUUAUAAUGAUUUGCAUAUAGCUGGAGACCAUGUGAUGGCUAUGAACUCAAUGCCUAGCAACUACACUUGCAACAGUAGUUUUGAAUUCUGUGAAGGGCCAUUUUUAGAGUCAUCACAAAUCCCCCCAACUCUAGAGUCCAUAAGUGUGGUGAGCGAUGUCUUGUCCAAAAAGCCUUCAAAAGGAGAUGCACCAUGUUGGAAGGGUGGUAGCAUGAAGGACAAAAGCAUCAUUCACCAUGAACAGCCACUCUCCAAUUCAAUCCUCAAUGAGUACUUGGAACGAAAAGUCAUUGAACUUUACAAACAGUACAUCAUGGACUGCAGUUCACCACCCGAGCGUAUUAUAGCAUCAGAACUGGUGAUGAACAAUGUUCAGCAGAUCAGCAUGCAACUGUCACGAGAACAAAAUAUGGAGACCAACAAGGCCAAAGAUAUGGUCCUCAAUUAUUUACUGAGAUUGGCCAGUGAGAAGCAAUCCAUCGUAAUCAGCACUCCCGAUCUGCAGAUCUCAACAGACCAUUAA